AUGGCUGGGUCCCGCAGGAAGAUCGGGAACGGAAUCAUCGACCUCGAGGUUCCUAUCGUGAUCGGGGUAGGGAUAAAUUUCGCGAUCGGGAGCCUCGCCGCCGCCCUAAGGAGGGCAGACCUGAUUAUUCGCUACGGUCGCCGCCUCCGCGUUCCCAUCUUUCUUACGACGAUUCACGUCCGCACCGCGAGUUUUCACCUCCUAUCUCUCGUCGUGGCUCAUCCGGUCUUCCGCCCCCUGACACCUACCCUGGCCAGAAACCUGCCGGCAAAGGCCUUCGACGAAACGACUCUCCAUCUGCACCACCAUCUUCGAAACGACAUCGUCGACCUUCUUUCAACCCCAACGACGAGCUGGACCGUGGAUAUCCACCGAACAGGCGAGGCCGUUUUUCAGGACGCAGUAGAGGUGGCCGGAGGCCUUCUCCCGGGUCACGACGAGGAAGGGAACGCCGCAAGGCCGGAGGCCGCCCUGUGUCCCCACACUCGAGACGCUCGAGGUCGCCAGUCCGCGGAGGAAAGCCAUACUCUCAUCCUUCUCGACGCCCACACAGCCCGUCCUUCGAAGACGAGCCCCAGGGCGAACGCCGCUACCGCUCACUAUCCCGUCAUUCUGCUCAAUCUGUGGCUUCGAGAUACUCCGGAGACUCACAUCGGAACUCAAUAG
Molecule: messenger RNA, 666 nt
Organism: Aspergillus brunneoviolaceus CBS 621.78
Lineage: Eukaryota; Fungi; Ascomycota; Eurotiomycetes; Eurotiales; Aspergillaceae
Exons: 4
Coding region: 1-666 (221 amino acids)
Source: RefSeq, a predicted model, not a curated record